AAUACAGCGAAUUCCCCAACCCCUCUCAUUUGAGUCUUCGAGCUGUCAAACCCACCCUCUCUUAUCUAAUAUACAGCGAAUUCAAGUUUGGAAUUGUCACACACACACACACACAUUCUCUCUCUCUCACACACACAGCCAGAUUUUUGAAGUUGGUAAGUUUAUAAAAUAUUAAAACUACAACUAUAAACCGCAACACCCACGACAAAUUAAGCAGAAAAAAUAGUUUCUUUUCUGGAUUUGCAUUAUAUAUCUUUCAGAGAAAGAUUUCUGGAGAUCGAUGAACGACAAAGAACAGUAGUUGUUUGCAUGAGAAUCACAGAAGAGCUUAUCAUUAAUGGCGUAUGGGCAGCAUUAUCGAUCGCCGUUCGGAGACACCACUUUUAGAAAGGUGUUCGUCGGAGGGCUUGCAUGGGAGACGCCGGUCGGAGUAAUGCGUACGUAUUUUGAGCAGUUUGGUCACAUUCUUGAAGCUGUUAUCAUCACCGAUAAAAUCACCGGCAAGUCUAAGGGAUACGGAUUUGUGACAUAUGAGGAUGCUGAAUCUGCAAAAAGAGCUUGUGAUGAUCCAAAUCCUGUGAUUGAUGGAAGAAAAGCUAAUUGUAAUAUUGCAUCUCAUGGAAGAAAUCAAGGGAGUAGUACAAUGACAUAUAGCGGAGCAGGAUCACCGGUGGCUCUUCUGCUGCCGCCACAACCACCAUCAUCCGUCAUGUAUCCGCCUUAUGGGUAUGCAACUUACCCUCCAGAAUAUGCUUAUCACCAGGCAAUGUACAACUCGGCAAUGCAGCAUGCAUACUAUGGGCCCACAUCUGCACCGUAUUACUAUGGGCAGUCCCCCACCCAAUUAGCUUCACCAAGGGGAGCAUUAACACCCCAGGUGCAACGUCUUCAGCAGCCAUCGUAUAUGUACUAUCCUACGCAGCCAAUGUGUCAAGUCGACUAUCCUACGCCACCACCUCCUGUCCUAGUCCUCCCACCAAGGCAACCCGUCCCCUCUCCAUCUCCUACUACCGGUUCGGACACUCCACGAAAUACUACAGAAGAAACCGAUGAUGCUACAAUAUCUCCAAGGACUCCAAACACUUGAAACGUAGAAGCUGAUGAACUUUAUAGUUGUUGAAUUUUUCAACCAUUUUUUAUCUUGUUUUUUUUUUCUUUAAUUGAAAACUAACCAUUGUUUAUGUGAAGGUACAAAAAAUGCAGUAUGUUGCAAGAAUAAAUAAAGGAAGUUGAAAUGUAAAUGCAA
Messenger RNA from Lactuca virosa, 1246 nucleotides. Lineage: Eukaryota; Viridiplantae; Streptophyta; Magnoliopsida; Asterales; Asteraceae. The record is from the annotation of a GenBank genome assembly.